GUCUGUUGAAUGCAUGGCAACCCUAACAAUCAGCUGUUAGUUUUUAAUUUGGUUUCCUUGGAGUGUGCGCACACUGACUCCAAUGACCAGUAAAUUGUUUUUAUUGAGAGUCUUACUAAUUUGUCUGCGAUUCUCACCCAUCCUUGCAGCUAAAGAUAUGCUGGCGUCAAUUAUAAAGCCUGGUACAUUUCGGCACAUUAUGUGCCGCAACAAUGUAUAUCCACGCAGUAAUGUAACGCGUUUCUCGGUGCCGGACGAUUUGGUUUUUUGGAAUGUUUCUUAUGAAUCGUAUUGCCCGAACUGCUACACUGCCCCUCACAUUGGCGGACAGAUCUGGGCAGAUCCACCUAUACCAGACGAAGCUAAAUGGAAUCAGAAUGACGGUGUGAUAAACCGCGUUUCUUUCCACGGUGAGUAUAAGAUACAAAAUGGCCUGCCACAAAAUCCUAUUGGUCGUACAGGACUUUGUGGGCGUGGCUUACUAGGACGUUGGGGUCCCAAUCAUGCGGCGGAUCCAAUAGUCACGCGCUGGAAACGUGAUGAUAAUGGUGAAGUUGUGCGUCAUAAGAACAGCGACAAAAGCAUACUCCAGAUGGUAGCCAUACAGCGCUCUGACAACAAGAUGUGGGCAAUUCCUGGCGGUAUGGUUGACCCGGGCGAGAAUGUCAGCGUCACUCUGAAACGAGAAUUCACCGAAGAGGCACUCAAUUUCGAUGAUAAAGGUAACAUGGUUGAAGAGUUCUUCAAGCAAAAUGGAGAACAUGUAUACAGCGGUUAUGUUGAUGACUUUCGCAAUACGGACAAUGCGUGGAUGGAGACAACAGCCCUGAAUUUCCAUGACGACGAUGGCAGCAAAGUGGGCCAGCUGCAACUAGAAGCCGGCGACGACGCCACGAAUGUGCGCUGGACAGAUAUAAGUGGAGAUCUCAAAUUACACGCUAAUCACGCAGAUAUAGUGGGAGAAGUCGUUUCCAAGCGAAAUGCACAUUGGUAGACAAUAAAAUAGCAUACUUUUAUUUU
Messenger RNA from Drosophila hydei, 1020 nucleotides. Its product is annotated as ADP-ribose pyrophosphatase, mitochondrial. Bases 83 to 994 code for a protein of 303 amino acids. The transcript has 2 exons. Gene Ontology annotation, molecular function: ADP-ribose diphosphatase activity. Lineage: Eukaryota; Metazoa; Arthropoda; Insecta; Diptera; Drosophilidae. The record is from RefSeq and is a predicted model, not a curated record.